This is a messenger RNA of Oryza brachyantha (malo sina), 1487 nucleotides long. Its product is annotated as myb-related protein Hv33-like. Bases 248 to 1156 code for a protein of 302 amino acids. NCBI's taxonomy places the organism in Eukaryota, Viridiplantae, Streptophyta, Magnoliopsida, Poales, Poaceae. The transcript has 3 exons. The record is from RefSeq and is a predicted model, not a curated record. Gene Ontology annotation, biological process: regulation of stomatal movement.
UGGCUCCGUUUGCUCGUUGGCUGCUUGCUUGCUUAAAGCCCACUUGAUCGCUGCUCCGCUGCCCCCUCGAUCGCCUCCGCGCUCUCCCGUCCCGCGCACGAACACGCGUACGUGUGCAGUAGUUCUCGGCACGCUUCCCCAUAUAUACCCCUGGCGCGCGCGCCCAGCCGGCGGCCUCGACAGAUCGAACACACGCCGGCAAGGGCAACGAACCCGCGGCAGGUAGCUGCUCGCGUGUCGGGCGGGAAUGGGACGGCACGCGUGCUCUGCCGCCGCCGGUGUCCAGCAGAAGCUGCGCAAGGGGCUGUGGUCUCCCGAGGAAGACGAGAAGCUCUACAAUCACAUCAUCCGUUACGGCGUCGGAUGCUGGAGCUCCGUGCCCAAGCUCGCAGGGCUCCAGAGGUGCGGCAAGAGCUGCAGGCUGCGGUGGAUCAACUACCUGCGCCCCGACCUGAAGCGGGGCAGCUUCUCGCAGCAGGAGGAGGACGCCAUCGUCGGCCUGCAUGAGAUCCUCGGGAACAGGUGGUCGCAGAUUGCGUCGCACUUGCCGGGGCGGACGGACAACGAGAUCAAGAACUUCUGGAACAGCUGCCUGAAGAAGAAGCUGCGGCAGCGCGGCAUCGACCCCAGCACCCACAAGCCCAUCUCAGCGUCCGUUGUGGCGGCGGCGGCGGCAUUGGACCCGUCACCGGAAGACCAGAAGCCGGCAGCCACCGCCGACGGCUUCGCCCUCAAGCAGCAGCAGGUGUUCGACCCGUUCCCGGUGACCGACAGCUUCGGCGGCGGGUUCGACUCCACGGGCAUGGCAAUGUACGGCCACCUCGGCGGCAAGAACGCGGCCGGGUUCGUGGACUACAGCAGCGUGCUGGACGUGUCGGAGAACCUGGGCUACGGCGAGAGCUCUAGCAACAGCAGCAACUGGAACUGCGGCGUGGGCGCGCCAGAGGUGAACAAUGCGCUCGAGAGCGAGGCGCUGCAUUGGGCCACUGAGAGCAAGGCCGAGCCUUUCGUCGGCUACGGCGGCGAGGGGGACACCAUGGAACACAAAUUCGUGCUCCCCUGCCAUGGGCAGCAAGAGCAGAGCAUGCCACAUUUCGACUUCGACGUCGGCCGGGGCAUGGUGGUCGGCGACUUCAACCUCGAGUACUUCCGAUGAAGUUUUUGUGAAUUACGCCAUUAUCGUAUAUAUAUAUUGUUCCAACCCAUUUUACACAAAGGGCAAGACCAACCGGGAGCGUAGAGACUGUACUAUGUUAAUUUUCACUAGUCCAUACUCCUUAAUUAACUCCUUUCUUAAUGUUUUCUGCAUGGCUAAAAAUAUAAAUAAAAGGUAUAGAAAUGUGAACACUCUGUAGUUACUAGUAUGAGAUUUUGUAAGAAUAAGUUUCUUACACUUGUACUCUGUAUGUUGCUGUCACUGGGAGGACUUGUGUGCUGUGUAUUCCUCUCCUGAAGAAGGAACAAUCAAGGUUCUCACUAAUUGCUUG